AAUCAGCCUCUCUAGUCCCAACUGCUGCCUUCUGGUGGCCUAUGAAGGCCCAAAAUCUCCUCAAGUUGACCUCUCCAGGCCCAGUUCGUGCCUCCUGUCAGCGUCUACAGGCCCAACCUCUGCCUCAUGGGGGCUUCUCCAGGCCCAGCUCUUCCUCUUGGCUGAGUCUACAGGCACAACUGCUGCCUCACAACAGCCUUUUUUGGCCCAGUUCCUGUCCAGCUCACCGCGGCCAAUGUAGGCCCAAAACUUCCUCAAGUCAAACUCUCCAGGCCCACCUUCUGCUUCCCGGUGGCAUGAACAGGCCCAGCUUUGACUUGAGAAUAGCCUCUGCAGGCCCUGCUCUUGCCUCCCAGGGGCUUCUCCAGGCCCAGCUCUUGCCUCAUGGCAGCUGCCCCAGGCCAAGUUUCUGCCUGCCUGCCAGCAGCCUCAACAGGCACAGCUCCUCCCUCACAGUGGCCCAUUUAGGCCCAACUCAUGACUGCCGGGCCAUUUCCAGGCCUAGUGCCUGCCUCCUGGCUGACUCUUGAAGCCCAA
This is a messenger RNA of Gorilla gorilla gorilla (western lowland gorilla), 537 nucleotides long. RefSeq lists its product as uncharacterized. The transcript has a single exon. The record is from RefSeq and is a predicted model, not a curated record. NCBI's taxonomy places the organism in Eukaryota, Metazoa, Chordata, Mammalia, Primates, Hominidae. Bases 42 to 530 code for a protein of 162 amino acids.